AUGACUGGUAAGAGAUGCGGCCUUGCACGAAUGGACGACCUGCCUUGUCAUCUGUUAUUCCAACAACCGCCAAUCAGCACUACUAAUUCGACUCAUCGUCAAAAAAGGUUCUUUUCAAAGAGCCAUAUUGAAGAGCGCACGAUGAAUGACAAAACGGCCACAUAUCCUGUACACUGCCAAUCAGUCUUAGAGAUUACGCACCUCAGUAAUCCAGCUGGCUAUUCCUAUUCACAUGCUCCCAGAACCCGGCUCGGUGAUCAACAGUCUGAUCCUUGCAGGCGAGCUCAACUUCAGAUAAACUAUUUAAACUCCCUAGCAGCCCGAGUGCCCUCUUUCGGCUCACUAGCUAGCGAUUUUCGCAGCAAGGAAGCCCUGCGGGCUUUACUAACCAACAUCGCCCGGGAAGCGCUUGAAAGACAUUCCAAGCAGCAUGGCUAUACGACUAGAGAUAAAACCAUUGACCUCAAAUGCUUUGGCAGUCUGCGGAAUGGUUUCGCAUUGCCUGGGGCUGACCUUGAUCUCGUAAUAACCGCGCAUGGAGAAGUGUUUCCAAAGGAUAUAGAAGCAAGGUGUCCCCAGAUUUUGUUUAAAGCAUUUCUUGAUGCCGGCUUCGAUACUCAAUUAAUUCAAAAGACCAGGAUUUCAAUCGUCAAAGUGCACGAACCUCCUUCCCAAGGAGUCUUAAACUCGCUCGAGGUUGAAAGCAGAGGACAGAAUAGUUACCGUUCUCCAAAGCAGGCUACAAAUCUGGAGGCUCUAUCUUCAGUAGACAUUCAAUGUGACCUCAAUUUUUCUGGGCGCUUGGUACUAUACAAUACCGAAUUACUUCGCUGUUACGCCCUAUGCGACGAAAGGGUGCGUGUUAUCGGUCUUUUCGUGAAGAUGUGGGCCAAGGCUCGAAAAAUCAAUCGUCCCAACUAUGGAACACUCUCUUCAUAUGGCUACAUUCUCAUGGUCAUCCACUACUUGAUGAACGUGGUAGACCCGCCUUUGGUUCCUAAUCUUCAGCUUCUGGGUCGGCUGUCCCCUAGACACUCCAGCAUUACAAAUCCUAGUAAGUACGAUAUCCGUUUUUUCAAAAAUGAGACCGAACUUAGGAGGAGAGCCUGGUAUAAUAUGACUUAUGGUAAUCGGCAAUCCGUGGGCGAGCUGCUUCGUGGCUUUUUCGCAUACUAUGGAAGCCGGUGCAAAACUACGCCCUCAGGCGCUUUCAACUGGAUCCAGGACGUUAUUUCAAUUCGCACGCAGGGUGGCAUCCUUUCCAAAAUGGAUAAAUUUUGGAACACCGCGAGGACUGACGAACACGGACAUCGACUCAGAUUCCUCAUAGCAAUUGAGGACCCCUUCGAACACAACCAUAAUAUAGGCAGAACUGUCACAGACAAAGGCCUGGAAUCUAUCAGAGCAGAGUUCUCCCGCGCUCAGAUCAUCAUACGUCGAGUUCAGGAAAUCCCAGGAGUCGGAUGGGAAUGGCGAACGGACAAUGGCCACAUAGACUUAUAUGGCCCUCGGCUGCUGCCCAGAAGCAGCGGACACAGCGCGAGAAUUUUCAUCGACAAGCUACUCUCGCUGCAAACAAGAUGCGACGAAUGUUGCAUAUUCCAGACGGCCAAGACCCAGGCACUUCUUACGGAGUGA
This is a messenger RNA of Aspergillus pseudotamarii, 1638 nucleotides long. RefSeq lists its product as uncharacterized. Gene Ontology annotation, molecular function: RNA uridylyltransferase activity. The coding region runs from base 1 to 1638 and encodes 545 amino acids. The record is from RefSeq and is a predicted model, not a curated record. Gene Ontology annotation, biological process: RNA 3'-end processing. The transcript has 5 exons. Lineage: Eukaryota; Fungi; Ascomycota; Eurotiomycetes; Eurotiales; Aspergillaceae.